This is a messenger RNA of Talaromyces rugulosus, 1575 nucleotides long. RefSeq lists its product as uncharacterized. Gene Ontology annotation, biological process: thymine catabolic process; L-valine catabolic process. The coding region runs from base 1 to 1575 and encodes 524 amino acids. Gene Ontology annotation, cellular component: mitochondrion. Gene Ontology annotation, molecular function: malonate-semialdehyde dehydrogenase (acetylating, [NAD(P)+]) activity; methylmalonate-semialdehyde dehydrogenase (acylating, NAD+) activity. The record is from RefSeq and is a predicted model, not a curated record. NCBI's taxonomy places the organism in Eukaryota, Fungi, Ascomycota, Eurotiomycetes, Eurotiales, Trichocomaceae. The transcript has 2 exons.
AUGGCAUCUCUCCCUGCAACGACAUCUGCAGCGUCAACGGCCUCCCAUUUCCCCAACACCCACGACAAGGUAUUGGACCCUAUUGACACCAAAAAUUUCAUCGACAAUGAAUUUACCAAUUCGGCCGCGAUAGAAUGGUUUGAAGUACACGACCCUGCCACCAACAAUAUUGUAACUCGCGUACCUCAGACCACUGGCGAUGAACUACGCGCCGCCGUGGUAUCUGCCGAAACGGCGUUCCCAGCAUGGCGAGCUACAAGCAUCAUCGCUAGACAACAGAUCAUGUUCAAAUUUGUACACCUAAUUCGGGUCCAUUGGGACCGCUUGGCGGCUUCAAUUACGCUAGAACAAGGCAAGACCUUCAAAGAUGCAAAAGGCGAUGUUCUCCGUGGUCUUCAAGUGGCUGAAACGGCAUGUGGAAUUACCACGCAGCUGACUGGAGAGCUACUCGAGGUCGCAAAGGAUAUGGAAACUAGAUCGUAUCGAGAGCCAUUGGGUGUCGUCGCCGCCAUAUGCCCAUUCAAUUUUCCAGCCAUGAUCCCGCUGUGGUGCAUCCCACUUGCAAUUGUUACAGGAAACUGCAUAGUCUUGAAGCCUUCCGAGCGCGAUCCAGGUGCGGCAUUGAUUUUAGCAGAGCUUCUACAAGAGGCCGGAUUGCCAAAAGGUGUGCUGAAUAUUGUCCACGGGAGUAGAGAUACAGUCAAUUUUCUCCUCGACGAACCAUGUAUUAAAGCAAUUAGCUUUGUUGGCAGUAAUAACGCUGGAGAAUAUAUAUACUCUCGAGGGUCUGCCAAUGGGAAACGUGUGCAAGCCAAUUUGGGAGCAAAAAAUCACGCUGUUGUUCUUCCAGAUGCUGAUACAGAUCAUACUUUGAAUGCCAUUGUUGGUGCUGCGUUCGGUGCGGCUGGUCAACGCUGCAUGGCUCUCAGCGUCCUUGUCAUGGUUGGCGAGUCUAAAAAAUGGCUUCCAGAUCUUGUUGAACGCGCAAAGCAGCUUGUAGUGAAUGGAGGCUUUGAGAAAGACUGCGAUGUUGGUCCUGUUGUGAGCCCUUCCAGUAAGGAGAGGAUUGAAAGCGUCAUCAAAAGCGCGGGUGAACAAGGAGCUUCAAUUCUCCUUGAUGGAAGAGGGUAUAGAGUCCCAAAAUACCCAAACGGUAAUUUUGUUGGACCAACGGUAAUCACCAACGUAACAACCAAUAUGAGAUGCUAUAAGGAAGAAAUAUUCGGACCCGUCCUCGUCUGUGUUUCUGUUCCAACACUUGAUGAAGCUGUGCGGCUUGUAAAUCGAAAUGAAUAUGGAAAUGGCGUUGCAGUCUUCACCCGAUCCGGUCCGGCGGCAUCCUACUUUCAGAAAAACAUCGAAGCAGGGCAAGUUGGUAUCAAUGUGCCUAUUCCAGUUCCACUGCCCAUGUUUUCUUUCUCUGGAAACAAGAAGAGCAUUGCUGGGGGAGGUGCAAACACGUUUUACGGAAAACCUGGCCUAAACUUCUACACGCAAACAAAGACAGUGACAAGUCUGUGGAGGAGCGAAAACACGGGUACUGGCAAACAAGUCGUAAUGCCAUCUCACAUCUAG